Messenger RNA from Coccomyxa subellipsoidea C-169, 726 nucleotides. RefSeq lists its product as hypothetical. The coding region runs from base 1 to 726 and encodes 241 amino acids. The transcript is spliced from 5 exons. NCBI's taxonomy places the organism in Eukaryota, Viridiplantae, Chlorophyta, Trebouxiophyceae, Coccomyxaceae. The record is from RefSeq and is a predicted model, not a curated record.
AUGGAGGACAGUGUGACAGGAUUUGCGCUGAGGGUAUCCUGCGCGACGCCAGUCUUGGGUCCGGCGCUGGGCAUGUCUGGCAUCGGUCUAUCCUCAAUCCUGGCAGGCGAGGCGUCCAGGCGGUUCGGGUCCCAUCUGCGCGGCGAGACGAGGCGGCACCGCUCUGCGCAGGCCGUGGCCCAGGACGCAGCGCUGGACGCCAUCAUGGGCAUCACCCUCUUCAAGUUGAUGGGAGGGCGGUUCCGCAACCUGAUGCCCAGCAGCCUGCUGCGGCCGGGGGCGUGCGCGGUCGAGUCGCUGCCGGCGCCGGGGAGCGAGUACGCGUCGCAGAUGGCCAAGGGCGAACUCAAACGCCUCUUCCACCGGGAUGGGUGCCAUCACUGUGGGCGGCGCAACGGCAGGGUGAUAGGGGAUCACAUACCUCCGAACAAGCUCAUGCACGGGCCGGCAGGCACCCAGAAGGCCAUCCAGCAGAUCACCUCCAGCCUGGGCUUCAGCGAAUCCUCAUCAAAGGCCCCCUUCAGCCGACUCAGUGGGAAGCUGGGGCAGAUUCUGAUGGGGAAGGGGCGGGUGAGGGUGGCGGGGCCGGCACGGCAGAGAUACUACCCGCAGUGUGCGCUGUGCUCGGGCAAGCAGUCCAACGUGGUCAGGAUGGGCAAAGACAUGCUGGUCUUCCACUUCUAUGGCAUGCGCCCCUGGUACUAUGCAGGCACGGCCCCUCCUUAA